ACUGAUAACAAAUCCACCAAACAAAAAUACACUAUCCACAAUAAAAAACAAACCGGGUACAACAUAAUAGAACAGAUAUUUAAAAAAGUCUUAAAAUAACAAUUUAUCAGACUAAGAAGAAAUGUUUUGGUUUUGGAGUAAAACAGGUUUUAGCAGAAACUUUCUCUUGAAAGGUGCUAUAAUAUGUCAAAGGUCGUCGAUCGGGACUUGGUCCCCUCUUGCGACUGCUUUCAACACCAGGCCCAGCACCAAGCUCAGCUUGAGUUUCAGCAACGAGAAAUCGGGUCUUUUUAGGAAAAGUGAGUUGAAGACAUAUGACGGUUUCUUCCUACUCAAAGAAAAUGUUAUUGCUGCAACGGACAUCCUGGUCCAGGAGACUCUUGAUUCAAAAAGAACGAGGAAAAUGGUGGAUAUUUUUGAUGAACUUUCUGAUACUCUAUGUGGUGUCGCCGAUCUCGCAGAAUUUGUUCGUCUGGCACAUCCUCAGCCACAAUUUUCAUAUGCUGCUGAAAAUGCUUGCAUUGCUUUGAGCGGUUUGGUCGAAAAGUUAAACACCAAUCGUGAACUUUACAAUGCGUUAAGAGACACUGUGACAAAUGGGGAUAAAAUGCCUACAACCACUGUCGAUGAUCACGUCGCAUCAUUGUUCCUGUUUGACUUUGAACAGUGUGGCAUCCAUUUGUCAGAAGAGAGUCGGAAAAAAGUCGUCACCCUCAAUGACUACAUUUUACAAUUAGGCCAAAGGUUCAUGUCUGGUGCAGUCAACAGCAGAGCUGUCAAAAUGGAUCUCGUGCCGAAUCAUAUAAGGAAUUUAUUUAGUUCUGAAAAUGGAGAUUUGGUCGUAGGUGGCCUGUACACAGAUGCAGAAAACGAAGUGGCAAGAGAAGUUGCUUAUAAGGUAUUCCUAUCACCUGAUAAGGAACAAGAGUAUUUGUUGGAUGAGUUGCUGAUCUCUAGGUAUAAGCUCGCUCAACUUUGUGGCUUUUCAACUUACUCACACAGAGCAUUAAAAUCAAGUUUAGCAGAGAGCCCGUCCAAUGUCUGGGAGUUUCUUGUCUCUCUAAGUGACAACUUGAGGACGAGGGUUGAUGAAGAUUUCAGUUUUAUGCUCAAAAUCAAGAAAGAAGUUAACCCUUCAGCCACGAGCUUGUCAGCAUGGGACAUUCCUUUUAUUACACAAAAAGCGAAAAGGAAUUGGUUGAAAGCAGAAAACUCACAAUUUUCCCCUUAUUUCUCACUCGGGACUUGCAUGGAUGGUCUGAACAACUUGAUGGAAAGUUUAUAUGGAAUAUCCUUUGCAAUUGAAAACACAGCGGUAGGGGAGACUUGGGCGCCAGAUAUUUACAAACUAGCCGUUGUGCACAAGGACGAGGGACUUCUCGGCCACAUCUACUGCGAUUUCUAUGAGAGGGAAAACAAACCGAACCAAGAUUGCCAUUUUACAAUCAGGGGAGGAAAGAAGCUAACAAAUGGAAGCUACCAGAACCCAAUAGUUGUUGUCAUGCUAAAUGUCCCAUCACCUAAGUGGAACUUGCCAAGUCUGUUAACACCGGCGAUGGUUGAUAACUUGUUUCAUGAAAUGGGUCAUGCCAUGCACUCAAUGCUCGCGAGAACAGAUCAUCAGCAUGUCACUGGGACAAGAUGCACGAUGGACUUCGCUGAAGUUCCUUCUGUUCUCAUGGAAUAUUUUGCUUCUGACCCAAGGGUAUUGAGAACGUUUGCCAAACAUUAUGAAACACAGGAACCUAUGCCUGAGGACAUGAUACAUAAGCUCUGUGAUUCAAAGCACGUUUUUGGUGCAUCGGACAUGCAAUUGCAGGUGUUUUACUCUCUUUUAGACCAAAGAUACCAUGGGCCACAUCCAUUAUCAGGGACGACAACUGAAGUGCUUGCUGACACCCAUAAUGAAUAUUAUGGCAUCCCUUAUGUGCCGCAUACUGCUUGGCAGCUGAGGUUUUCCCAUCUUGUCGGCUAUGGCGCUAAGUACUACUCAUACCUGAUGAGCCGAGCGGUCGCUUCGUUAAUAUGGCAAAACCUCUUUGAAGAGAACCCCUUCAGCAGCAGCCAGGGUGAGCGCUACAGAAGAGAAUGCCUCGCCCAUGGUGGUGGAAAACCUCCUCAUUCUCUUAUAAAAGACUUUUUACAAUUUGACCCAACCCCACAAACCCUCGCCACAGCGCUCAUUAACGAUUUAGACCGCCAUAAAGUAUUGUGAUGAUGUAUUAUAUGUUCAGGAUUCAUUUUAAGUGUUUUGUUGACAACACAUUUCAUUGAAAUACAGGAAACAAUGUUUUUUAUCAUAUUGUUUUAUUGUUAAUCAUGUAUGUAUUAUAAAAAAUGUACAUGAGAGGGUGUAAAUUAAGUUUUACAAACUGUACCAAGGACCUAAGUCAAGGUUUAUCUUCAAAUUAUUGCAAAACGGUCAUGCGUUCUUGGAUUGGUGCUUUUUUGCAAUUUUACAGUCACUGUUUUUGAAUUAUAUUACAAAAUUACUUUCUGUUGGUUUUUUUUCUUUUUA
Cimex lectularius (bed bug) is the source of this 2518-nucleotide messenger RNA. RefSeq names its product mitochondrial intermediate peptidase. Gene Ontology annotation, biological process: peptide metabolic process. Gene Ontology annotation, cellular component: mitochondrion. The record is from RefSeq and is a predicted model, not a curated record. Gene Ontology annotation, molecular function: metalloendopeptidase activity. Lineage: Eukaryota; Metazoa; Arthropoda; Insecta; Hemiptera; Cimicidae. Bases 122 to 2215 code for a protein of 697 amino acids. The transcript is spliced from 12 exons.